AUGAAGAUCACAAUAAAAACUUUGCAACAUAAACAAUUUCAUUUAGAAGCUGAGCCUGAGGAUACCAUCCUUACGCUGAAGCAGAAAAUUGAAGAAAGUCAAGGACAUGCAGUUGCACUCCAAAAGCUUAUUUUUUCAGGAAAGGUUUUGGUCGAUGAUAAACCAUUAUCUUCAUAUAAUAUUACGGAAAAGGACUUUUUGGUAGUUAUGGUUUCGAAGCCGCCAGCAAAACCAAACGUACCUUCGACAUCAAGCAGUGGAUCAACCUCUACUACUAAUCAACCACCAAGCACAACCGUAAGUGUUCCACCUCCUACGCCGAUACAACCACCCGUUGCCCCAAUAACUACAACACCUGCACAAGAAUCAGAACCAGCCCCGACAUCAAAUAAUGCCGGAAAUACAGCUACUACCAAUCCACAACCAAUACAAGCACAUUUUGGCAACGAGAGCGCUCUAGUGACCGGCACUGAUUAUACAAAUGCUAUUCAAAGUAUUAUGGAGAUGGGAUUCGAACGUGAACAAGUUGUGAAAGCUAUGCGCGCGAGUUUUAAUAAUCCUGAUAGAGCUGUUGAUUAUCUCAUGAAUGGUAUCCCUGAGUCUGUAGAACAAAUACCUGUUACCUCUGACCUAACGGGAAAUCAGCCUGCUCCAUCCACAACUGGAAAUACUGGUACAGCAACACCAGAGAUUGCCCUUUUAAGAAGCCAGCCUCAAUUUCAACAAUUGCGUCAACUUGUACAACAAAAUCCAGCAUCUUUACCUCAUUUGCUCCAACUAAUCGGACAAACUAAUCCUCAAUUGUUACAGUAUAUCAAUGCCAAUCAACCUGCAUUCACUCGUCUUUUGCAGGAGGAUGAACCCGGAGAGGGUAAUCUGCCACCCCCUCAUUAUGUUUCAAUUACACAAGAUGAGAAGGAUGCUAUUGAUAGGCUGGAAGCACUCGGAUUUGACAGAGCCAGGGCGAUCGAAGCCUUUCUUGCUUGUGAUCGAAAUGAAGACUUGGCAGCCAAUUAUCUUUUCGAUCAUAUGCAUGAAGAUGAGAACUAA
This is a messenger RNA of Racocetra persica, 1050 nucleotides long. Lineage: Eukaryota; Fungi; Glomeromycota; Glomeromycetes; Diversisporales; Gigasporaceae. The record is from the annotation of a GenBank genome assembly.